ACACAGGCGGGGAGAAUGGAAGUGGGCCGCAGAGCGCUCCUCGAUAGCAUCAAGAUGGACGUGGCUGCAGGCACAAGUGUCAGACCUGGAAUACCGCAUACGCCAGCAGAACGAUAUCUAUCGUCAGAUCAGGGCCGCAAAAGGGCAGGUUGUCCUUGGUGAGACACCUCAACCCGAAGAUCUCAUGGUUAGAUAUCGCCCCUCAAGGACAGGAGGGAAAAAGCUUUCUCCUAUCGAGGCCAAGAUCGCAGAUAUUGAGAAGCGCAAUGAAAUGUCACCGUGCAAUCUAUCAACUCUGCUCAAUAAUAUAGACAAGCAGUCGUCAAAGUUGACACAGUCUCUUGGCAACUGUUACUCUCCUAUCCAGGCUAGCCCGCUUGCUGCCACCACUGCAGCAACGGCAACAUCAUCAACAGCAGCAGCGGGAGCAGCACCCUCUGUAUCUUCGUCUGUGUCUUCAGGAAAACAUAGUCCUGCCAAACCUAACGGUGUUCUAUCACCCUGUGGCGCUCAACCUGCCAGUUCUUCAGAAACUGAAACUGACAGUAGUGGUAAAAAAGUGAAGGCAGGAGACUCCUCUACCCCUCAGGGACUGGCCACCCACUCCCCGGUUGGUUCGCCAAAUCUCGAUGCCACUUGCCAAGCGGCACGCUGUCGCCCUGUCAAAAGCUAUAGAAAGAGGAAGUUACUGCGAACCUUCGGUGUGCAUCACUUGAAUCGUAAAGCUGCGCGGUUGUCGACGGUGACGUGUCAUUGUUACCCUCCAACGACCAGUUGUUCUUUGUGUGGUGGACGGUACAACAAUGUCCAGUCCAUUGACCAGUACACCAUGCCAGUGCCGGAGAGAGUGGCUCUACUUGACCAUUCAUACCAUGCUGUCUUGUCGUUCUCGCACGACACGCCCCUUACAGCGCACUUUGAUACCCUGUUGAAGAGUGGGGACUGGCAGAGCAAACCCUCCAACAGAACACUGAAGGCUGUGCCCACAGAGAAAAGGAAGCUAAAGUUGACCAAAGAAACGGGUGGCAGACAUGGGAAGAGGCUUUCCAAGAGUGCCACCGCAGCAUUACUGCAUUCUAAUCUGCGGCACAAGUUUGUUGACAAUAAGAAACUGUCUCGAGGUCGCAGUGGCUCGCUGCCGUCCACGCCGCGGUCCAAGCUGGAGGAUGGACGGCUGUGCAGGACGGAGAUCAAGAGGAGGAAGGCUGCGUCGCUGGCAAUAGCAGCUCUUAAAAAGCAACGUGCCCUGUCUUUACCCAACCGUUUCAAGACACUCACACCAUCCCCAACACCUUUGGACACCAGCUCUUCGAUCUCUCAAAGCUGCCCGUCCUCAACGCUUAAAGAGAUGAAGGACGCUUUGCGGAAGAGGCGAGGGGAAAGUGCAUUCGACAUAAAUAACAUUGUGAUACCCUACAGCAUGGCUGCCUCCACCAGGGUGGAGAAGCUGAAGUAUAAAGAAAUAUUGACGCCCAGCUGGCGUGAUCUUACCCAAGAGAACAAGGAGGAAGACGAGGGUAAAACCAGCGAUGAGCCUCCACAGUUGCCAGAGACAAGUACGGCAAAGGAAAGCAAUGAUGAAAGCACUCAGGGAAAGAUGGAACAGACGGAGGAGGCAGAGAAGACAAGUUUUUCCAUAGGAGGAGAAGAAGAGGAGAUUGAAGAUCUAUCAGACGACACCUUUGCUGUCAGGCACAUGAAGUGUGAGGUCGCAGAGAAGAAACGCUUCCUCUCCUUCGUCCCCACAAACAAGCGGACAGGCAGCAGUCUCAAUCGUAGUUUGUCUCGACCCGACAGCAUGACCAGUCUACACAGAACAGAGAGCGGCACGACAACACCCGAUCCCAUUUCUCCGGAGACUAGUAUGAACGAUAGCCUCUUUGGGUCCAUGAACAUUUCCUCGCCUGCUGUAGCCCCAGCUACGCCCUCACCAUUGACUUUGUCAGGCACCAGUGUAGGUGGCAGCACUGAGAAAGAGUACAGACCCGCGUCAUUCUCAGGAAAAUUGUUGGGUGAGGAUGGAGGCAUUGUCCCUCGUCGUAGUGGCUCGUUCUCUAGGAAGGAAAGACUGUCGGCCUUGAGCACUGGAAGCGAUUGUCAGGACAGAAGCGCCACUGCUUCUCCUGUAGAAGAAGGCCCUGUCGUUAUGCCUUGGCAGUUGCGACAGUUCCCCCUUUCCGAAUCGGAGUAUGACAGUAUGAUUGCAGAGCACGAAGCCGUGAAGUUAGAAAAGCAUGUUAGCAGCACGUCAGGGCUCGCGCUAAGAGCACGUAAUGUGUCACUAGAUGGCGCACCUGGGGAAGACCUCGUGGAUCCAAUGCUUGCGGACACAAGCAGCCCAAUGGAGACAUCUCCUGUUGGAUCUGUCAUUGGGGACGACCCAACCGAUCCCGAGUGGACAGUAGCUCCUAAGCUACAGAAACCUGGUAUUGUCCUUAAAUUAUCCAAGAGGUGAAGGGAGUCAUAGGAGCAGUGUAAAGGUCUUGCUAGUCUCAGAAGUGAUCCAUGCUCAUUCCUAUGUUGAAGCCUGAAGGGUUUUCUAAUGAAAAGAUCAAUUCCUUGUGACAGUGGUGAGAAAGAAAGAAAGAAAGAAAGAAAGAAAGAAGGAAAUAAAGAACGGGAAUACAGCAUGUACUGAAUGUAGCAUGGGUUUUGCGAUGCCAAUAUUGGUUGUUUAAUUGAAUGCCAAUAGCACCUUGUGGUCAUAAAUUCAGGCAUUGUUGUCUGUUAGGUUGUAAAGCAAGCAACACAAGUCUGAUACUGCAGCUUAUAAAAUCCAGUGCUGCAUCUGUUAGUAAAAUGAUGCCAAUAUUGCGCCUUGGUGGGAAUUUAUGCCUGGUUUGGCAUACUGUGAAACUGAAUAUCAACUCUAAAUAUAACCGAAAUGAUGUGAAAGUUAUCUCUAUAGUGGCUUGAGCUUGCCAGUAAUCUGUGACUCUUUAAGUAGGUUGUUAACAGUAGGUAGUGGUGCUCCUUAGGCUGGUGACAGGUGACACUUUUGAGAGAAAGGGCUGGCUUCAAAUCAGUGGCUUUCAAUAUCUGAACCACAUAUUUCAAAUUGCCAACAGUUUUUCCAUUUCUUGCUUACUUAACCCCGCUCCUUCCAUCUCUCCUUCUGCAUUGGUUCCCACUGUAUUGAACACCAUGCCCAAAUGUAUGUCACCUGGGGGUAAAAGGGUUUACGGUACAUUCACUGUGUGUUGCAAGUAUUGAAUGAAUGGAGUUUUGAUAGUAGAAAGCAAAUAAUGUAGAAUGACACUAGCAAGUUUGGUUUGAACACAACACCCUUUGUACUGGACAUAUGACUGUCACAUGACUGUCAUGUGAUUUGAACCUUGAUAUGGACCCAGAAUAGAGCAAUCUUCCCGUGCAUUUGUUAUAAAGGAUGAUAGUCUUAGCUGAGGAGUUUCACUUUCCUAAUUUUGUGUGAGGAACAGUCUGUAAGUGACUGAUGUAUAAAAAAUAUGUUUAUUAUUACAUCAGAUGACUUUUACUUGCGGUUUGAAUGAGAGUGAAAGGAUUUGUUAAUAUCUAAAUAUCUAUGAAUCUGGACAUAAAAUAUCAAUCUAGAAGACAUUUUGUAGUCAUCACAGAUAACAGGAAAGACCUUGUGAGUAACAGUUUGGGUUGAGUAAUAUUUUGAUGGUAAAGAAAGGACUUAGAUAUCAAAAUGGGAAAAAAAUGCCAUAAAAAUUUGAAAAAAUAAAAAAGAUAUAUUUUAUUUAAUAAAACAAGAAGGAAAAAAACAUAAAAAAAAGUAAUAUGCACUCCUUCCCUGCACUGUGUACAGAAGUUGCAGUAUAUUAUGUGGAUAUGGAAGUAAAUAACUGUUUGGUUAAACAAUUGUGAAAUUUGUACAUUAUGUGGAUAUAAGAUGAUGGUAUAAAAAUAUACAUACGUAUUGACUUUGCAUAGUGAGUGUAUGUGCUCCAUGAUAAUUGGUUUUAUGUGCUGCAGACCAAGUGUAUAAUAAUCUGUACAUCUGCAUUGUGUUAUAGCCAUUGUACAGCAACAUCACCAUAGAGGCUUGCAUAAUUCAUGUGUCAGGCUUCAAUUGUGGUUCCGUGUAAAAACUUGUAUGCUGAGAGUAUCGGCCCACACGUAGUACUUGAAAUCCCCAUUAACUAAUAAAUGUGUACAUAGUUUGAUUCUUCUGUUCUUCACAUUGAAUGUGGUUUUGUAUGUAUUAGCUUAUAGUUAUUGGAUGGUGUUUGAUGCUGAGAAAAGAUUCUGUAAAAUAUAUUCAGUGUAAUUGUAUGAUAAUUGAAUUGAAUCUGUGAACUAGACUUGAAUAUGUGUAUAUAAGUAUAUAUAACCCAGAUGUCGCCAUAGUUAUGGUUACCAUGGUAUCAGAGAUCAUUACUAUGGAUAUUGUGUAGCUUCUAAUACUGCCUUUGAAAACAAUGGAAAACUGUAUUCAUCAUAGGAACAUUUCACUACACAUUUGCUUCAUACUCUCACAUGUAAUAAAUCUCUCGUUAACUAUAUCUAGUAUGAAGAAGAACUAUUCGUCUGUUAUCCCACUUAGUUGACAUAUUGUUAUUUAUGAAACAGUCCAUUUUGGAAAAAAAAGGGGGGACUGUUUUG
This is a messenger RNA of Lingula anatina, 4587 nucleotides long. Its product is annotated as KAT8 regulatory NSL complex subunit 1. Gene Ontology annotation, cellular component: NSL complex. Lineage: Eukaryota; Metazoa; Brachiopoda; Lingulata; Lingulida; Lingulidae. Gene Ontology annotation, molecular function: histone acetyltransferase binding. The record is from RefSeq and is a predicted model, not a curated record.